GCCCGCCCAUUCCUGUCCUACACGGCCGGUCCGAGAUGGCGGCGGCUGCGCCGCUUCCUGAUGAGGCGAGUCGCACUACCGCUGGGGGCAGUGCCCUGUCUGCAGAUGGCGACACGGAGGACGCUGAAGACUUCAGUUCAUCGUCUUACUGCACCGAGCUGUCGCGGCGACAGAAUGCGCAGAGGCGCAAGGGACUCUUCUGCGACGUGACCCUGGCGUUCAUCGGCGGAGCGCACUGCUGUGAGUUCCCGGCCCAUCGCUCCGUCCUCGCUGCCGCCACUGACUACUUCACGCCUCUGCUUAGCGGGCCCUUCUCUGAAUCGAUGUCGGGCAGGGUGGAAAUGAAAGAAUGGAGCUCGGAGCUUGGGCUGGACUCGGACACCGUGGAGGGAGUCAUCCAGUACAUGUACACCGGGGAGAUCCGGGUGAGCACCUGUAACGUGCAUGAGGUGCUGGAGCUGGCGGACAGAUUCCUGCUGUUGCAGCUGAAGGAGUUUUGUGGAGAGUUUCUAAAGAAGAAACUUAAUUUAACAAACUGCGUGGCUGUCCACAGCCUGGCCCAUAUGUAUUCCUUGGACCAGCUGGCUCUUAAGGCUGCUGACAUGAUCCGACGUAACUUCAACAAGGUCAUCCAGGAUGAUGAGUUUUAUGCUUUACCUUUCCAUCUGUUCCGGGAUUGGCUGUCAGAUGCAGAGAUCACCGUGGACUCUGAGGAGGUGCUUUUUGAGGCAAUAGGCAAGUGGAUUCGCAAAAACCCAGGAGAUCGUGAAAAAUAUUUUGAAGAGCUGUUCAGGCUGUUGCGUCUUCCUCAGAUCAAAGCAAGCUACCUAACCCGUGUGCUUAAGUGUGAUAAGAUGGUGGCUGAGAAUGAGGCCUGCUUGAGACUGGUCACAGAGGCAGUAGAAGGUCACGCUAUCCGCUUUGAGAAUAUUAAGGCUACGGACUUGGAGUACUGGGCCUCCUAUAUGGCUUCUUUUCAGCCGCGGUUUGGCCAGAACAUGGAUGUGAUCAUUGUGGUUGGGGGAGUGUCAGAAGGAGGUGACUACCUAAGUGAAUGUGUUGGCUACUUCUUAGAUGAAGACCGCUGGGUCAACCUGCCCCACAUCCACAACCAUCUAGAUGGACAUGCAAUUGCCAGCACUGAGUCUCAUGUUUAUGUAGCUGGUUCAAUGGAGCCUGGCUUUGCCAAAACUGUUGAGCGCUACAAUCCGAAUCGCAACACGUGGGAACAAGUGAACAACCUUAUCACACGUAAGCAUUCCUUUGGACUCGCCUGUGUCCGAGAGAUUCUGUACAGCAUAGGGGGCCACGGCAAUUUCAGUCCUGGUUUCAAAGAUGUCAGCGUGUAUGAACCAGAUCAGGACAAAUGGCACAACCUGGAGUCGGCCCCCAAAAUUUUAAGAGAUGUUAAGGCAAUAAGUGUUGAGGACCGUUUUGUGUACAUCACUGCCCGCACGCCUGUGGACACUGACAAUGAGGAUGGCCUGAAAAACAUCACCACCAGGUAUGACACAGAGCUACGGCAGUGGCAGGAUGUGGAGUCGCUUCCACUCAUCGACAACUAUUGCAUAUUUCAAAUGGCUGUGGCCACUACCAACUUUUACCACACUGCCUCCUGCUGUCCCAAGAAGUAUGAUGUCCGAGACGAGGCUAUCAAGCACAAGAUCACUAGCAGGACAUCAGAUGAAAUCCUGGAGAGCCUUCCUCCUGAAGUAACUAGCAUUGAAGGAGCAGCCAUCUGCUAUUUCAAAGAUGAUGUUUUCAUCAUUGGUGGAUGGAAGAACAGUGACGAUGUGGACAAGCAAUACCGCAAAGAGGCAUACCGCUAUUGUGCCGAGAAGAAGCGCUGGAUGCUUCUGCCACCUAUGCCUCAACCCCGAUGCAGAGCCGCUGCCUGCCACGUGCGUAUCCCAUACAGAUACCUGUAUGGAUCCCAGAGGUACCCCAUGCCACAGAACUUGGCACGGCAGCGGGACCGCAUGCAACAGAUGCAACAGCUGCACCGGCGUACGCUGACCUUGCGGAAGCAGCUGCAGUCUCAGAUUGAAUGCUAGAAGGGCGACUAGAUUGUGCACCUCUAGUGGCACCUUGACGUGUUUUUUUUUUUUCUUUUUUUGGUAAACCUUAAAGUACUUUCCAUUCAGCUUUUAUCUGUGGUGCCAUCUUAAAGGACUAGUGAUGCCCUAGGCCCGAAUGACACUAGUAAUGCUGGUGAAUAAUGGAGCAUGUCGCUGGGCAUGCCAAUGAUUGCACUUGUUGCAUGGCUCCAUACCUGUGCACCAUACUACACACAUUGUAGUUCAUAUUGACCUUUCUCUUGUUUAGACAAGAUAACUCUGGACAGGAAGCCAAGCCUACAGAACUUUGAGAAGAACUUUACAAGAUUUAAAGGUUCAUAUAUUUGCUUUGGAUG
Messenger RNA from Erpetoichthys calabaricus (reedfish), 2413 nucleotides. RefSeq names its product kelch-like family member 11 (gene klhl11). The transcript is spliced from 2 exons. The coding region runs from base 36 to 2054 and encodes 672 amino acids. The record is from RefSeq and is a predicted model, not a curated record. NCBI's taxonomy places the organism in Eukaryota, Metazoa, Chordata, Cladistia, Polypteriformes, Polypteridae. Gene Ontology annotation, molecular function: protein binding.